Gorilla gorilla gorilla (western lowland gorilla) is the source of this 4066-nucleotide messenger RNA. RefSeq names its product cilia and flagella associated protein 57 (gene CFAP57). Bases 147 to 3899 code for a protein of 1250 amino acids. The record is from RefSeq and is a predicted model, not a curated record. Lineage: Eukaryota; Metazoa; Chordata; Mammalia; Primates; Hominidae. The transcript is spliced from 23 exons. Gene Ontology annotation, molecular function: protein binding.
ACUUCCGGUUUGUCGUUGCUAUAGGAACCGCUACGGCGUUUGAAAGUGCCCGGGUUGCUUAGGCUCCCUUCAGGUAGCGCCUCUGGAUACAUACGUGGUCUGCUGACCCAGAGAGAAACGAAAGCAGAACUCUUUGGCGGGAGAUCAUGUCAGCCGUGGUAGCUCAGACGCUGCAUGUUUUUGGUCUUCGAUCCCACGUGGCCAACAAUAUCUUCUACUUCGAUGAACAGAUCAUUAUAUUUCCUUCAGGAAAUCACUGUGUGAAGUACAAUGUGGAUCAGAAAUGGCAAAAAUUCAUUCCAGGCUCAGAGAAGAGUCAGGGCAUGUUGGCCUUGUCCAUCAGUCCCAAUCGGCGGUACCUCGCUAUCUCUGAGACUGUGCAAGAAAAACCUGCCAUCACCAUUUAUGAAUUGUCAUCCAUCCCUUGCCGGAAGCGCAAAGUUCUUAAUAAUUUUGACUUCCAAGUUCAGAAAUUUAUUAGCAUGGCCUUUUCCCCAGACUCCAAAUACCUAUUGGCUCAGACGUCACCUCCAGAGUCAAAUCUUGUCUACUGGCUGUGGGAAAAACAGAAAGUAAUGGCCAUUGUUAGAAUCGACACUCAGAACAACCCUGUCUACCAGGUGAGCUUCAGUCCACAGGAUAACACUCAGGUGUGUGUCACUGGAAAUGGGAUGUUUAAGCUUCUCCGUUUUGCUGAGGGAACCCUGAAGCAAACCAACUUUCAGAGGGGAGAACCCCAAAACUAUCUAGCCCAUACCUGGGUGGCUGAUGACAAGAUUGUCGUUGGCACUGACACAGGCAAACUCUUCCUCUUUGAAUCUGGAGAUCAGCGUUGGGAGACCAGCAUAAUGGUCAAGGAACCUACCGAUGGCUCAAAGAGCCUGGAUGUCAUCCAGGAAUCAGAGAGCCUGAUUGAAUUUCCACCAGUCAGUUCUCCACUCCCUUCCUAUGAACAGAUGGUGGCGGCCAGUAGCCACAGCCAGAUGUCCAUGCCCCAGGUGUUUGCCAUUGCAGCCUAUUCAAAGGGAUUUGCCUGUUCUGCUGGGCCAGGGAGAGUUCUGCUGUUUGAGAAGAUGGAAGAAAAGGAUUUUUACCGUGAGAGCAGAGAAAUCAGGAUUCCUGUGGACCCGCAGAGCAAUGAUCCAAGUCAGCCUGACAAACAGGACGUUCUCUGCCUGUGCUUCAGCCCCUCAGAGGAAACUCUGGUUGCCAGCACCAGUAAGAACCAACUCUACAGCAUCACCAUGUCCCUGACAGAGAUCAGCAAGGGGGAGCCUGCUCACUUUGAGUAUUUGAUGUAUCCAUUGCACUCAGCACCCAUCACCGGUCUAGCUACCUGCAUCCGCAAACCCCUUAUAGCCACCUGUUCUCUGGAUCGAUCCAUCCGCCUUUGGAAUUAUGAAACAAACACCCUGGAACUAUUUAAGGAAUACCAAGAAGAGGCAUAUUCCAUCAGCCUUCAUCCAUCUGGACACUUCAUUGUAGUAGGGUUUGCUGACAAACUACGCCUCAUGAAUCUACUCAUUGAUGAUAUACGUUCUUUCAAAGAAUACUCUGUUAGAGGAUGCGGAGAGUGUUCCUUUAGCAACGGAGGUCACCUGUUUGCUGCAGUCAAUGGAAAUGUGAUUCACGUUUACACCGCCACGAGCCUAGAGAACAUCUCAAGCCUGAAAGGACACACAGGGAAGAUUCGCUCAAUUGUGUGGAAUGCAGAUGAUAGCAAACUGAUUUCUGGUGGCACAGAUGGUGCUGUGUAUGAAUGGAAUCUGUCCACAGGAAAGAGAGAGACAGAAUGCGUGCUCAAGUCUUGCAGCUACAACUGUGUUACUGUCUCCCCCGAUGCCAAAAUUAUCUUUGCUGUUGGAUCAGACCACACCCUCAAGGAGAUUGCAGAUUCCUUGAUCCUUCGAGAGAUAUCGGCGUUUGAUGUCACCUACACCGCCAUUGUCAUCUCGCAUUCUGGACGCAUGAUGUUUGUGGGCACCUCAGUGGGAACCAUUCGUGCCAUGAAGUACCCUCUGCCUCUGCAGAAGGAAUUCAAUGAGUACCAGGCCCAUGCCGGUCCUAUCACCAAGAUGUUGCUUACCUUUGAUGAUCAGUUCCUGCUGACUGCUGCUGAGGAUGGCUGCCUGUUCACCUGGAAGGUCUUUGAUAAGGAUGGCCGGGGAAUCAAGCGAGAGAGGGAGGUGGGCUUUGCUGAAGAGGUGCUUGUGACUAAAACAGACAUGGAAGAAAAGGCUCAGGUUAUGUUGGAGCUAAAGACUCGUGUGGAGGAAUUAAAAAUGGAGAAUGAGUAUCAACUCCGACUAAAGGACAUGAACUAUUCUGAGAAGAUUAAGGAGCUAACAGACAAGUUCAUCCAGGAAAUGGAGUCCUUGAAAACAAAAAACCAGGUCUUAAGAACAGAAAAAGAGAAGCAGGAUGUUUAUCACCAUGAGCACAUAGAAGACCUCCUAGACAAGCAAAGCCGGGAACUGCAAGACAUGGAAUGUUGCAACAACCAAAAGUUGCUUCUAGAAUAUGAGAAGUACCAGGAGCUGCAGCUCAAGUCCCAGAGGAUGCAGGAAGAGUAUGAAAAACAGCUCCGGGAUAACGAAGAGACCAAGAGCCAGGCCCUGGAGGAGCUGACUGAGUUUUACGAGGCAAAACUGCAGGAGAAAACCACCCUUCUGGAAGAGGCACAGGAAGACGUCAGGCAGCAGCUGCGGGAGUUUGAAGAGACCAAGAAGCAGAUUGAGGAAGAUGAAGACCGAGAAAUCCAAGAUAUCAAAACCAAGUAUGAGAAAAAGCUUCGGGAUGAAAAGGAAUCAAACCUGCGGCUCAAGGGGGAAACAGGCAUCAUGAGGAAGAAGUUCAGCAGCCUACAGAAGGAGAUUGAAGAACGAACCAAUGACAUCGAGACCCUAAAAGGAGAGCAGAUGAAGCUGCAAGGAGUCAUUAAGUCUCUGGAGAAGGACAUCCAAGGCCUCAAGCGAGAGAUCCAGGAAAGAGACGAGACUAUUCAAGACAAGGAGAAGCGAAUUUAUGAUCUGAAAAAGAAAAAUCAAGAACUAGGGAAAUUCAAGUUUGUGCUUGACUACAAAAUAAAGGAGCUGAAGAAGCAAAUAGAACCUCGAGAGAAUGAGAUCAGGGUGAUGAAGGAACAGAUUCAGGAGAUGGAAGCUGAACUGGAGAAUUUCCAUAAGCAGAACACUCAACUGGAGCUGAACAUCACAGAAUUGUGGCAGAAACUGAGAGCCACCGAUCAGGAGAUGCGCAGAGAGAGACAGAAGGAGCGAGACUUGGAAGCGCUGGUCAAAAGGUUUAAAACAGACCUCCACAACUGCGUAGCCUAUAUUCAGGAACCGCGGCUGCUGAAGGAGAAGGUUCGAGGUCUCUUUGAGAAGUACGUGCAGCGAGCAGACAUGGUGGAGAUCGCAGGGCUGAACACAGACCUGCAGCAGGAGUACGCCCGGCAGCGGGAGCACCUGGAGAGGAACCUGGCCACUCUCAAGAAGAAGGUGGUCAAGGAGGGCGAGCUGCACCGCACAGACUACAUCCGCAUCAUGCAGGAAAAUGUCUCUCUGAUCAAGGAAAUUAAUGAGCUCCGCAGGGAGCUGAAGUUCACUCGGUCCCAAGUCUAUGACCUUGAAGCAGCUCUGAAACUGACCAAGAAAGUCCGACCACAAGAAGUUUCAGAGACAGAACCCAGCAGGGACAUGCUCAGCACAGCUCCCGCCGCAAGGUUGAAUGAGCAAGAAGAAACUGGGAGGAUCAUUGAAAUGCAGCGCCUAGAAAUCCAGCGCCUCAGAGACCAGAUCCAAGAGCAAGAGCAGGUCACAGGGUUUCACACCCUCGCUGGAGUUCGGCUUCCUUCCCUCUCCAACUCCGAGGUAGACUUAGAGGUGAAGACCAACUGACCCCCUCUGGUGAGCCAUCUCCAGCCACAGCCAGAAGAAACACAGCAUGUCUGUCCCCAAGCCAGACUUGCAGUUGGAGUCUGUAUGGUCCCUGCAGCACUGACCCCAGCAACCUCUUUCUCUUGCCCUGGGGAAUUUGGGACACAGAAUAAAGGUGUUUGCCCACA